Emys orbicularis (European pond turtle) is the source of this 3001-nucleotide messenger RNA. It is a transcript of the gene ASB8, whose product is annotated as ankyrin repeat and SOCS box containing 8. The record is from RefSeq and is a predicted model, not a curated record. NCBI's taxonomy places the organism in Eukaryota, Metazoa, Chordata, Testudines, Emydidae. Gene Ontology annotation, biological process: intracellular signal transduction. The transcript is spliced from 4 exons. Bases 123 to 977 code for a protein of 284 amino acids. Gene Ontology annotation, molecular function: protein binding.
GGAGUUUCCGUCUCCGGUUGGCGACAGCGGGAUCCCACUUCCCCUAUGUCCGGGGCUCAGCGGCGCUGUCGGGGUUGGCGGUUUAGAGCAUGUGAAUUAACUGAAGGAGCUUGAGUUCCAGUAUGUGGUAUAUUAUGCAGAGCAUUCAGAGUAAAUACUCCUUGUCAGAGCGGUUGAUCCGGACUAUAACAGCCAUACGAUCUUUCCCACAUGAUAAUGUUGAAGAUCUUAUCAGCAGGGGAGCCGACGUUAACUGUAUGCACGGCAUUCUGAAGCCGCUACACUGCGCUUGUAUGGUUGCCGAUGCGGAUUGUGUUGAACUACUGCUGCAAAAAGGAGCGGAGGUCAACGCCCUUGACGGGUACAACCGAACAGCCCUUCAUUAUGCAGCAGAAAAAGAUGAGACCUGCGUUGAGAUCCUCUUAGAAUACGGCGCAAACCCCAGUGCGCUGGAUGGGAACAAGGACACGCCCCUCCAUUGGGCUGCCUUUAAAAACAAUGCAGAGUGCGUCCGAACGCUUUUGGAGAACGGCGCCUUGGUUAAUGCUCGGGAUUAUAAUGACGACACACCCCUGAGCUGGGCUGCCAUGAAGGGGAACCUAGAGAGCGUGAGCAUACUCCUGGAUUUUGGAGCGGAGGUCAGGGUGGUUAAUUUGAAAGGCCAGACGCCGAUAUCUAGGCUGGUUGCGUUGUUGGUCAGAGGACUUGGUACCGAGCGAGAAGAUUCUUGCUUUGAUCUUCUUCACAGAGCUAUUGGACACUUUGAUUUAAGAAAAAAUGGUAAUAUGCCCAGGGAGGUUAUGAGAGAUCAGCAGCUGUGUGAAAAACUGACCCUGCUCUGCUCCACCCCAGGUACCUUAAAGACACUGUCUCGCUAUGCCCUGCGGCGUAGCCUGGGCGUCCAGUUCCUGCCGGAUGCAGUGAAGGAGCUUCCUUUGCCUGAGUCCCUGAAAGAAUAUCUGUUGCUCCUUAGAUAAGCGAGCGGUAAAAUUCUAGGGGAUUCUAUGCUUGAUUCACUGCCCCCCCAUUCCUUAUGCUUUCUGGGGAUGCCAGUAACAUCCGUGACAUCACAGACACUGGGUUCCUCCUCCUCGCUCUGAUGGUCAAGCUGAUGACCAGUCACCAUCCAAGAUUACUCCAGGUUCUAGGGCUCCCUCUCCUGUCUCACCCAGAGCACCAUACAGGACGGCGACCUCCAUGGUGGCAGCUGGCACUACUGAUGGCUUAAAAGGUGUGUGUGGGGAAAUACUUGUGCUAUUUCUUCUUGCACGGACCUGUUCCCCAUCUCCAGCCUCUGGAUUUCUCUCCGAGUUCAGUACCAAGCCACCAACCGUCUCACAAGACAUUGCGGAACAGAAUCCGACACCUUCCCUGCCACAGAGAGACAAAUUAUCAUCCUGCUUUCUGGAGACUAGGUGGGCUAGAUGCCUUCUCAAUUAGGUGUGGAGAGCAGGCAAGGGGGAUCUAUUCCUGUUGGAAGGAAUUAAGUACGAGAGGGAGUCUUGGAGCAUGAGAAAAUCCCACAUGGUUGCUCUUGCCUCUUGGAGGAAGUGAGCUGGUGCCAAUCAGCUUCUGUGCUGUCUCGACGGCGUCAACCAGGCAGUAAGUUAGUUUUAGUGGUAGCUCCCACCCCAAGCACAUGUAUUCAGUUUGUAUUUUUUCAUAGACCUUGGAAGGAGAGCUCCUUCCUACAGAGUGUUUGUAUCUCUAAUCAGUGCUUUCCGCACUGCACCUCCCCAAGCCUAAAGCACAGCACCCAGCUCUCUGGAUGGAGGGAGUCAUGAACCGAGUCAUGAGCAGAGAUGGAGAACUGUAGGGAAGGUAAGCCCUGUCUGGAGAGACACCGGUUUUUCCUUCACAACAUGCACUGGGAGAUUUCCCUCCCCCCACUUCUAAGAUGCAUCAGCUCUUAAUUGUGGGGGAAGGAGAUAUUUUAAACGUGUUCCUAACAACGCAGACGUUUUCCGAGAGCAGGGUGGGGUGGGCGUGUGACUCCUUGGUGCUCCGUAGCACCAGUAAGAGAGGUCUCCCGGCUCACUACUGCUGCGGAAUCGGUAAGGAAAGAGUAGCAGCCAACACUGCUGCUGGGAUCUAGCAGCACUUUGCGGAGCCACUGAACUGCAUCGUCUCCGGCUGAUUUCAGAAAGGCGCCGGUGGAGCUGUCCUUGCCCACGACUGCAGUAACGGUGGCUAUUAAGCAGUGCUGUGUGGGUGUGAUUGUAGGGCUGGGGAGGGGGAGGUAUUAAUGUGGGGAGAGUUAUGGGAUUCUUACAAUAUAAAGGAUGCGCCCUCUCAAAAAUACAAUCAGCAACAACCACACUCUGUCCUAAUGAACAGCCCCUCUCAAAAUCCUGCACUUCAAAUGGUUCAAGUCCUCUGGUGAAAGAACUAGAUGCCAAAGUGCAGUGUGAGGCUGCUCCGUGGUGAGGGCUUUUCUCUGCUUUAGGAGAUCACCCUGCUGAGAACAUGCUUUUCGCAUCUCCCAGUGGUGGUGGUGCCCUGCCCUAUUGAUCUCCAGUCCUGCCUGGUGUGAAUGUACUCUGGAGCGAUGGGAGGGGUUCCCAGCUUGUAAUCCUAGGCACUUGGUUUCUGUGACAUAUUCACUCUCACUAACACGUUUGAAGGUGUUUUGGUUAAAGUCUGGCACUUGGUUUUACGCUAUCUCACGUGCCAUUUCACUGAUUUUUUUGAGGGCAGCGUGUGAGAGCUCGCAGCACUUCCAGGAGGGAGAACUGAUCAGCAAUUCCUCAGGCAGUGCCCCGUUUUUAACGAGACUCUGUUUUCAAUGGGGGCGUUCCCUGAAACAGAGUGACAACAUCCAAUAGGGAGAACGUUCCAAAAUAGGAAAAGGGGCUGUUGGAAAGGGCUUCUGUAUAUAAAACUCUGCCGGGAACCAUGAAACACUCCCCCCCCGCCCCCCUUUCUGGUUUCUGUAGUGAUUUGUCUUGUUGCUCUCUGUAUUUUAUAGUUACAAAAAUAAACCACUCAAGACCGACUCUAA